AUGGAAGGUCCCCUCAUAGCAAUACAGCGUCUCCUUCCAAAAGUCUCAUGGCAUAUCGAAAACUAUGACGUCCCUUUUCCACUAUCAGGCGGUCAUGAGCUGGCAAAACUAGCCUUCCGAGAGAUAUAUCAGCGUGAUGUACGAGCAGAUAUUGUUGGGGGUAUGAUUGUAAGAGAUGAAUACACGGGGUGGUUAGUUGAAGCUCGUCCAGAUAUGUAUGUAACACCUGAGAUUCCCUGCUUAUCUUCAAGAGCCGAGAGCCUAAACCAAGACUCCUUUGACUUUAGUAUGAUCGACUACUACGGCAUAACAUUCGAUCAUCUCGUCCCGCCCGGCGACCCCGAUCCAGAAGUCCUACAACUCAAUACUUUUGAGAUAGAAGAUGAUGGAGGCAUAUACGCCAACACCUACAGCCGAUUGAAAAUUGAUCCUCCGGAUUACAUUGGGAAGAAAGUGCUUGCGCUGCCGAGGUGUUGUCAAACGAGGAAUGGAACGACGGAUCGGAGGCGAGUUAAUGAGGGGGUGAUGAGAAGGGAUGGGAUUGAAAUAGAGGAAGAGGCAAAAAUAGAGGUGCGAGGGUGA
Glarea lozoyensis ATCC 20868 is the source of this 582-nucleotide messenger RNA. RefSeq lists its product as uncharacterized. The transcript has a single exon. NCBI's taxonomy places the organism in Eukaryota, Fungi, Ascomycota, Leotiomycetes, Helotiales, Helotiaceae. The coding region runs from base 1 to 582 and encodes 193 amino acids. The record is from RefSeq and is a predicted model, not a curated record.